Pyrus x bretschneideri (Chinese white pear) is the source of this 1381-nucleotide messenger RNA. Its product is annotated as malate dehydrogenase, glyoxysomal. Gene Ontology annotation, cellular component: chloroplast; cytoplasm. Lineage: Eukaryota; Viridiplantae; Streptophyta; Magnoliopsida; Rosales; Rosaceae. The transcript has 9 exons. Gene Ontology annotation, molecular function: L-malate dehydrogenase (NAD+) activity. The coding region runs from base 148 to 1218 and encodes 356 amino acids. Gene Ontology annotation, biological process: malate metabolic process; tricarboxylic acid cycle. The record is from RefSeq and is a predicted model, not a curated record.
UUAUCUCUUUGUUUUUUUCGUAAGUGGGAUUUUUUGGAUUUUUUAAUUAUUUAUUGUCCAUUCUCCAUUGCAUGCAGUGCAAGCAGGUUAGCUCGGUACACUUGAAAACUCUCACUCUCCCUUUGUCUGAAAAAAAGCACAGAGAAAAUGGAGUCGAGCGUGGAAGCUAAUGGACGCAUUGCAAGGAUUUCAGCUCAUCUGUUUCCACCAAAUUCCCAGGUGGAGGAUGGUUCUGCUCUGAGCAGAGGUGACUGCAGAGCCAAAGGCGGGGCGCCGGGCUUCAAAGUGGCGAUUGUGGGUGCUGCUGGAGGCAUUGGCCAACCUCUUGCAAUGCUCAUGAAGAUGAACCCACUGGUUUCAGUUCUUCAUCUCUAUGAUGUCGUUAAUGCCCCCGGUGUCACAGCUGACAUUAGCCACAUGGAUACCGGAGCUGUGGUGCGCGGUUUCUUGGGGCAGCCACAGCUUGAGAGCGCUCUCACGGGCAUAGACCUUGUGAUCAUACCUGCCGGUGUUCCAAGGAAGCCUGGAAUGACAAGGGAUGAUCUUUUCAAAAUAAACGCGGGAAUUGUCAGGACCAUCUGUGAAGGAAUUGCGAAAGCCUGUCCUAAGGCAAUCGUCAACUUGAUCAGUAAUCCAGUGAACUCGACAGUUCCUAUUGCAGCAGAGGUUUUCAAGAAAGCCGGGACUUAUGACCCAAAGCGUCUUCUAGGAGUCACGAUGCUUGAUGUCGUGAGAGCAAAUACUUUUGUUGCAGAAGUUCUUGGACUUGAUCCUAGGGAAGUCGAUGUUCCAGUUGUUGGUGGUCAUGCCGGAGUGACCAUUUUGCCGCUUCUGUCACAGGUCAAGCCUCCUUGCUCCUUCACCAAAGAAGAAACAGAAUACCUAACAAACCGGAUUCAAAACGGUGGAACAGAAGUUGUUGAGGCAAAAGCUGGGGCUGGUUCGGCAACACUGUCAAUGGCAUAUGCAGCUGUGAAAUUUGCGGAUGCAUGCCUCCGCGGCUUGAGAGGAGAUGCUGGUGUUGUUGAAUGCGCUUAUGUUGCCUCUGAGGUAACCGAACUUCCUUUCUUCGCAACCAAGGUCCGGCUUGGUCGUGGCGGAGCAGAGGAAAUCUACCAACUCGGGCCUCUGAAUGAGUAUGAGAGGGUUGGAUUAGAGAAGGCGAAAACGGAGUUAGCAGCAAGCAUCCAGAAGGGGGUUUCGUUCAUCAAGAAGUGAAAUUUACUAAAUGCUCAAGUUUCCUACAGAGAUUUGUAUUUAGUUUGCUGUUGUACUCAGAAUCCAGUUGGAUUAAAUUGUCAUCUCAAACAUCAGUCCUUCUGACUAAGUUGAACUCAUGCUAUAUAUACAUAUAAAUCAAGGUUUCAUAAAUUAAUUUAAA